AUGGAGCUUGACAAUUCAUUAUUAUCCGAUGAACCAACAAACAAAAAAUUUAUUGAAAAAGGAAAAUGUGAUUCUUUGCCCCUGUUCAUCUUCGCAUCGCUACUCAUUUUUUUUGGUAUAGCCCUGGGAUUCGUCAUCAUCAAUUGGGACUUCGACAAAUCCCUUUCUAGACCGAGACGUUAUUUGGAAACAAGCACUGAAGAAAACGCUCCGUUGAAUGUUUGCCGGAAACAAUUGGAGAACCUGCAAGAGAAGCUGAACGAUAAAACAUUUCAACUUGAACACAGAAAAGAAGAUAUUGAUAGAAUACAAAUCGAAGCUGAAACGCUGAAACAAAGAUUGUCCAAGCUUGAAGAGGAAAAGCUUGCACUACGAGAAGAAAUUGAACUCAAAAAAUUGCAAGCUGAGAAUCCUUUUGACUCCCAUCAGCUCAACAUUUCACUGUUAGCGAAGAGUCCACAUGAGCGACACGAGUUCAUCAACGAAAAAGAAAAGAAGUGCUCUACGCCUCUUCUCUCCAUUGUAAUUCUGGUGAUUUUCAGUGCCAUCGUAAUGGUGAUCAUUUUCCUCAGAUGGGACUUGAAUAACUAUCAUCCUAAAAGAAGUGAUUCGAAAACAUGUAAUCAGAAUGAUAUGUUGAAGGCUUGGCGAAUAGAAGUUGAUCAUCUGCAAGAAGAGCUGCGCGAGAAAACUUCACUGCUUGAGCUACAAGAAUUUAUGAGAAAAGACGAUAUCGAUAGAUUGCAGUCCGAAGCCAUUGUUUUGAAACAAAGGUUGUCCGAUUGUCAACGAGAUGAGCAAAAACUACCCGAAUCUCGAAAACUCAAAGAGUUGCAAGAGGGCAUCCAACUCGUGGAGAGGCUGAUAGAAAUUCAGAAAAAUCAGAGCGAUGAGUACCGUCUGGAAAAACUCUUGUCAAUGGCAAAGAAACCCUUCAAUUCUCAACAGGUUGACAAGUCUCUGCUAUCGAUACCCAAUAAACCAAUAAAUAGAGACGCUAUCAAAAAAGAAAAAUGGCAUUCGAAGCCUCUAUUCAUCUUCACAUCAAUGCUUAUUUUUGUUGGCAUAGUGCUGGGAAUCAUCAUGAUCAAUUGGGACUUCGACAAAUCCCGUUCUAGAACAAGACGGAAUUUGGAAACUUGCAACGAUCAAAACGCUACGCUGACAAUUUGCCGAAAACAAUUGGACCAUCUGCAGGAGAAGCUUCGCGAGAAAACAAAUCUAGAAGUACAAAGAAAAGACGAAAUCGAUAGAUUGCAUGUCGAAGCUGUUGUUUUGAAGCAAAGAUUAUCCGAGUGUCAAGAGGAAAAACUUGCACUACGAGAAGAAAUUGAACUCAAAAAACUGAAAGCGGCGCUUGACGUCGUGGACAAGCUGAUCGAAUCUAUUAAAAAUCAGACCGGUAGCCACCAACUGGGAGUCAAGUACCAUCAUCGAGAGUUUUCAUUCAACUACAAUUCGUCUCCAAAAGUCUCCAACAAAUUUUCUUCGAUCUCUGCAAUGUUUUUGCUCAUCCUUGUACAAGCAACAUUC
Mesorhabditis belari is the source of this 1533-nucleotide messenger RNA. NCBI's taxonomy places the organism in Eukaryota, Metazoa, Nematoda, Chromadorea, Rhabditida, Rhabditidae. The record is from the annotation of a GenBank genome assembly.